Messenger RNA from Ochotona princeps (American pika), 330 nucleotides. RefSeq names its product E3 ubiquitin-protein ligase SH3RF1-like. The annotation marks the transcript as partial. Gene Ontology annotation, molecular function: protein binding. NCBI's taxonomy places the organism in Eukaryota, Metazoa, Chordata, Mammalia, Lagomorpha, Ochotonidae. The record is from RefSeq and is a predicted model, not a curated record. The transcript is spliced from 2 exons.
GGAGCCGGGGACGCGGCUGCCCUGGUCCUGAGCCGCGCCGUGCCCGGUCGUCCACCCGCAGAGGUCCUGGUUCUGGCCGGAUACCGCGCGCAGAAGGAGGGCGAGUUGAGUCUGGCACCCGGGGACGUGGUCCGGCAGGUGCGAGAGGGACCCACACGGGGCUGGCUACUCGGAGAGCUGGGUGGCCUUUGUGGCUUCUUCCCUAAGCGCCUGGUACAGGAGAUUCCAGAAACUCUGCGAGACGCAGGGGAAGCACCGAGACCGCGCUGUGCGCGCCGCCGAGGUGAGCGCCUGAGCCGCGGACGGGCACGCCUGUGGGAGGGGCUGUGA